This is a messenger RNA of Penicillium crustosum, 330 nucleotides long. RefSeq lists its product as uncharacterized. The transcript has 2 exons. Lineage: Eukaryota; Fungi; Ascomycota; Eurotiomycetes; Eurotiales; Aspergillaceae. The record is from RefSeq and is a predicted model, not a curated record. Bases 1 to 330 code for a protein of 109 amino acids.
AUGAAGCCCAAGAAAAUAGCUGCUGGGUUAGCCCAAGCCUCAAGGCCACCGUAUUUAUCUACCCCGAAGAGCAAUGAAGAGAAGAUUGGUCAACAAUGGACCAGACCGAUAGGUCCAUCCGACUUGGAAUCUACUCCGAUCUCGACAAAGCAGAAGUCCGAAACUCGGCAGGACUUACUUGCUUGGCUAGACUUAACGACGGAGGAAGACAAAGUGCUGACCGCUUGGGGGCUCAUACCACAUAGUUUGGAAUGGCAAAAUCCAUAUAGAGAGAAAAAGAAUAUACACCGCAGGAGACUUGGGAUGAUAGGAUUGGAAUCCAUCCAUUGA